Molecule: messenger RNA, 1188 nt
Organism: Alternaria rosae
Lineage: Eukaryota; Fungi; Ascomycota; Dothideomycetes; Pleosporales; Pleosporaceae
Exons: 5
Coding region: 279-911 (210 amino acids)
Molecular function (GO): RNA binding
Source: RefSeq, a predicted model, not a curated record
CCCGUGCUUACAUAAGUGAGGCUCCGCUGCCUAAUUAGCGUCGCGCUACGAGCUUCCCCAGCGCCAUUCGUCAUUUCGUAUGAGCAACAGUACCUUCACCUCCGUCAGCUGUCCUUCAGCCUACACACGCUCCACCAGCCAUUUACACGUCGUCGCAAUCUGUGAUUGAUCUUGUUGCAGCAAAAAGGAAAUUCAACCGCCCAACGGUCGCAAUUUAAUUACCCUUCACGCCCUGGAACAUUCACGUUAGCCCGACCUUCAACUACACCUAAGCCAUCAUGUCCGACGCCGAGGUUAUCGAACAGAAGCGCGAAGAGGAUGAGCGCCUCGAUACCGCGGAAGACCCUAACGACGAGGAAGAGAUCUCAGCAAUGAGGCGACGCGUACAAGAGAUGGAGGAAGAAGCCCAGAAGCUACGCCAGAUGCAGAGCGAGACGGACCUAGAACGACACGAGAUGCGUGAGAGCAAAGAAGACGUCGACGCGCGCAGUGUCUUCGUCGGCAACGUCGACUACGGCGCUUCCCCCGAAGAGAUCCAGGCCCACUUCCAGAGCAUCGGGAGCAUUAACCGUGUGACCAUAUUGCUCGACAAGUUCACAGGCCAUCCUAAAGGGUAUGCGUAUGUGGAGUUCACAGAACCGCACCUGGUCAAUGAGGCUUUGGUCCUUGACAACAGCCAGUUCCGCAGCCGGAAUCUGAAGGUCGUCCCCAAGCGAACGAACCUCCCCGGUAUGACACGAGGCGGACGCGGCGGCCGAGGCGGCCCUCGAGGCGGAUACGGCGGACGCGGCUCACCAUACGGCGGCCGUGGUGGCUACGGAGGCGGCUAUGGCGGCGGCGCACCACGAGGAGGUGGUUACCGCGGUGGAUACCGUGGCGGAAGAGGCGGAUCGGCAUACCGCCCAUACUAAGGGGUGUGACAAGACGACACCGGCAAGCGUUAUACCACCAGACCUAGGUCGCCGUUUCUGUAUUGCUAUUGGGGUUCUGAGGCAAGGGUGAACAAGGAAACAAAGGGCACAAAAUUGGAUUGGGAGUCGCGGUGGUUAUCUGUAAGAUCCGAGACUUGUACUAUUAGGAUGAUUGUUGGACACAUGUGAGGAUGCGGCGAAAGGGCUGCUGGACUUCUUAUCAACCGGGUUUUCUGAGGGACCGGAUGGGUUUAAUAUAUGUUUCUUUGCUUUGCUG